AAAAACAAAAUAUAAAAAAUAAAUAAAUAAAAAAAAAAAAAAAAAGAAGAAGAAAAAAAAGGAACCUUUUGAGAGAGAGUAUCUUUUUUUAGCACGCUUUGCUUCCUCGUCUGAUUAAUCCCUCCCUCCCUCCCUCCAUUUCUUCUUUUCAUUUGUUGCGUGAAUAAUCCUCUAAAUACCCUUCUUCUUCAGAAUCUCUUCUUUCUAUUUCUCAUUUUCUCCUUCUUCUUCUAGUUUCUUUUUAAGCUUUUAAUACCAAUUUUUCUCCUCAACCCAUCCAUCCAUCCAAUCCUAUCUCCCUUUCUUUCUUCUCUCUGGUUUAUGCUUUCCAAACCCUUUUGUUUACUUAUUUCUUCAAUACCCCCUUUUUGUUUCUUUCCCCUUUUGAUCGUUUUUGUGUCACCUUGCGAUUUGGGUUUUGUUUCUUUUGAUCUCUUCUUCCUUAAGAUUUUCGCAUUACUACCUCUGUUUCUUGUUCAAACUCUAUUCUCUCCUUUUUCAACUCAGUUUCUUUCCUAAUUCCUCGAGAGAUAUCAUUUUUAAUCGUUUGUUUCAUUUGGGUUUUCUCUAAAGCUUUCAAUGGAGAUGAAUGGGUGUUCUGAGAAAGAUGAGGAUUACCCUCAGCUGUUGGAUUUGAUCCCCAAAGACCGGCAAUGGCUUACUACCGGAGAUGUCGCCGGAAAAACGAACACCUCCGAUGACAAGAAGCUUGAACUGAGGCUUGGUUUACCCGGAGAAGGUGAUUGGUCUGGUAAAGGAAGGGGUGAUUCUGUUCCUUCUUUUGGGUAUUUUCCCGUUUCUCGAAAAUUUUCUCCCUCUGAGAAUCCUUGGCCUCCGUCUCCUAAUUUCCUUGGAAAGCUUCAACCCACUAAAAUUUCAGGCUUUUGUCUGUCAGCAAUGGGAAAAGAAGGAGUGUCACAGCCCUGUUGCACUAAAAUGGGAGAUCUACAAAAUGCUGAAGCUAAACCAUUUCCUUCCUCUGUAAACAUAGCUGUUUCUAACAGUUCUCAAAAAAGGACUGCACCUGCCCCAGUUGUGGGAUGGCCACCAAUUCGUUCGUCGAGAAGAAAUCUUGCUAGCAGCAGCUUCUCGAAGCCUGCGUCGGAGUCCGCAGAUGCAUCCCCAAGCAAACUCCCUGGACCGGGGGAAAAACCGGUUGAUGUUGGUGGAAAGGGUCUGUUUGUGAAGAUCAAUAUGGAUGGAGUUCCUAUUGGUAGAAAAAUAGAUCUCAAUGCUUAUGACAGCUAUGAAAAACUUUCUUCUGGUGUUGAUGAACUUUUCAGAGGCUUACUUGCAGCUCAAAGAGAUUCCUCAGGUGGUGGCGUUUUGAACAAGCAAGAAGAAGAGAAACCGAUCACGGGUUUGCUAGAUGGAAGCGGGGAAUAUACUCUUGUUUAUGAGGAUAACGAAGGAGACAGAGUUCUUGUUGGCGAUGUCCCUUGGCAAAUGUUUGUUUCGACCGUGAAGAGGCUGCGUGUGCUCAAGAGCUCUGAAUUACCCUCCUUGAGUCUUGGCUGCUCGAAGUCACAGAAGAUGGUGCACGACCCUUCGACUAAGUGAAGGAAGAGCUUUUUAAAUCUGAAGUUUGAGAAUAGACAUUUGAAUGUUACCUUCUAUAAUUUGGCAUCUAAUAUUAUUAUGAGGUUGAAGAAAUUGGAGAGAAAAAUCAUCUCACUAGUAGUAGCAUGCUUAAUCAUCCAUCCCCAUAGAGUUUAAUGGGUUAUGCUUUUGGUUUUGUAAUUUCUGUAAGUUCUUGUGAAAUCAAUCUGUCAUCUUUUUCCUUCUGUAGAAAGCCUGAGUUAACCAAGUUGUUUUUGCAUUGUAACACCAAACAAGUGAGUGAUUUGGAGUUUUAAUAUAAAUUCCAGUUUAAUCGGAGAA
Cucumis melo (muskmelon) is the source of this 1881-nucleotide messenger RNA. Its product is annotated as auxin-responsive protein IAA26-like. Gene Ontology annotation, biological process: regulation of DNA-templated transcription. The record is from RefSeq and is a predicted model, not a curated record. Gene Ontology annotation, cellular component: nucleus. Gene Ontology annotation, molecular function: protein binding. The transcript is spliced from 5 exons. NCBI's taxonomy places the organism in Eukaryota, Viridiplantae, Streptophyta, Magnoliopsida, Cucurbitales, Cucurbitaceae. The coding region runs from base 580 to 1560 and encodes 326 amino acids.